AUGGCGGCCCUCACAGACCUCUCUUUUAUGUACCGCUGGUUCAAAAAUUGCAAUCUGGUUCGAAACCUCUCAGAGAAGUACGUCUUCAUCACGGGCUGCGACUCUGGCUUUGGGAACCUGCUGGCCAGACAACUGGUUGACCGGGGCAUGAAAGUGCUCGCUGCUUGCCUCACGGAGGAGGGGGCCCAGAAACUCCAGCAGGACACCUCCUACCAGCUGCAGACCAUCCUCCUAGAUGUCACCAAGACUGAGAGCAUCAAGGCCGCAGCCCAGUGGGUGAGGGACCAAGUGGGCGAGCAAGGCCUCUGGGCCCUAGUGAACAAUGCUGGUGUGGGCCUGCCUAGUGGCCCCAAUGAAUGGCUGACCAAAGAAGACUUCGUGAAAGUGAUCAACGUGAACCUGGUGGGACUGAUUGAAGUCACCCUGAACAUGCUGCCUAUGGUCAAGAAAGCCCGGGGCAGGGUGGUCAACAUGUCCAGUUCCGGUGGGCGCGUGGCCGUCAUCGGUGGUGGCUACUGUGUCUCCAAGUUUGGUGUUGAAGCCUUCUCUGAUAGCAUCAGGCGAGAGCUUCAUUUCUUUGGGGUGAAGGUCAGCAUUAUAGAGCCGGGGAACUACCGGACAUCCAUCCUGGGCCAGGAAACUCUGCAAUCACGCAUGAAGAAGCUGUGGGAUCGGCUGCCGCAGGAGACCCGGGAUAGCUACGGAGAGGAGUAUUUCCGUGUCUAUACUGAAAAGUUGGCUAACUAUAUGCAGCUGGCACAUCCAAAACUCAGCGAUGUCACCAACAGCAUGGAGCAUGCUGUUGUCUCCAGGAGUCCCCGAAUCCGCUACAACCCUGGCCUGGAUGUCAAGCUUCUCUAUCUCCCCCUGGCGAAGCUGCCCACGUCUGUGACAGAUUUCAUCUUGAGCCGAUACUUGCCGAGGCCAGCAGACAGUGUUUGA
Molecule: messenger RNA, 942 nt
Organism: Chionomys nivalis (European snow vole)
Lineage: Eukaryota; Metazoa; Chordata; Mammalia; Rodentia; Cricetidae
Gene: Sdr9c7
Product: short chain dehydrogenase/reductase family 9C member 7
Exons: 4
Coding region: 1-942 (313 amino acids)
Molecular function (GO): oxidoreductase activity
Source: RefSeq, a predicted model, not a curated record